GAUACGUAAAAUGUCAAAUACAAAAAAAUAAAAAACAGAAUAAAAAAAUAAAGAGAAGAGUUUGUAGAGCUAAUUCUGCUAAAUACGUUAUUAGGAGAAUUUUCAAAAGUUGAUAUAAGACGAAUAUGUUUAUAACUUUGAUUUCGCGGAGAAAAGUCAAAAAGAGCAACUUCCUAACCUCAAAAUGUUGCUCUUUUUUUAUCCUUUUAACUCAUCGCAAUUGAAGGGAGACAGUAGAUGCAAUAAGUGUCGUGUUGAGAAAAUGAAGAUGUGUAUUUCGUGAUUGUGAAUGUAUCAAGAACGAACGUUUGCGAGAGAGUGUCAAGUGAUGGGUUUUGAGUUUCGAAAGACGAGGACAUUCUUGAAACAAACUCAGCAGAUGCUUCGGCCGAACGUGCCCUGAAUUAAUCAUAAAGGGAAAAUGUUCUUCUAUGGAUUCAGAUGGUAAUCAACAAGUCAAACAAAGUGCAAAUAAGAAUAUUUUUACUAUGACAAAACAACAGAAAAAUGCCCAGCACCUCAAAUACAUUAGUCUCGUCACGCUCACAGUUCAAAAUGCCCUCGUCGGUCUCAGUAUGCGAUACGCUCGCACCAGAUCGGGGGAUAUGUUUUUAUCAUCGACAGCGGUAGUAAUGUCAGAAGUGGUGAAACUCCUCACCUGUUUAUGUCUCGUUUUCAUCGAGGAAGGCAACUUUCCAAAAUUUAUUCACACUCUGAAUACAACAAUUAUUAAACAACCAUUGGACACUUUAAAAGUCUGCGUGCCAUCGUUAGUCUACAUAAUUCAGAACAAUCUUUUAUACGUAUCAGCUUCAAAUUUAGACGCAGCUACUUAUCAGGUGGGAAAUUAUCUUAUAACUUGGUUGCUGAAUAAUUAUCGAAAUAAUUUUCUCUUUGACGGGAAAUCUAUAGACGCGAAUUUCAUUUCGGAGGAACGACCUAUGAAUAUUUAA
Molecule: messenger RNA, 953 nt
Organism: Belonocnema kinseyi
Lineage: Eukaryota; Metazoa; Arthropoda; Insecta; Hymenoptera; Cynipidae
Product: UDP-galactose translocator-like
Exons: 5
Coding region: 432-953 (173 amino acids)
Biological process (GO): pyrimidine nucleotide-sugar transmembrane transport
Cellular component (GO): Golgi membrane
Molecular function (GO): UDP-galactose transmembrane transporter activity
Source: RefSeq, a predicted model, not a curated record